AUGGAGAGUAGACAUUCAAGUGAUCAAAAAACUGUUUCCGCUACUCAGGAUGAAUUUAGUACUCAAAUCUCAGGUGAAAUCAGUUUGUUAAAUCAGAAUUUGGAUGAUUUUUUAGCUGAGGAAGAUGCCUCAUUCAAUGAUGACGAUGUUUCAGUCAGUGAUUUCGAUGAAGAAGCGGGAAUAGGCAACAAGGAUGAUUAUAUUCAGACUGAAGAUGCUGAUGCUUUAGAGGCAAACAAUGAAAAUCAGAAUAAAUAUGAACUCUGUAGUGGAAUGGAUUUUAGUUAUGAUGAGUCUGCAUAUAAUGCUUAUAGAAAGUACGGAGGCAAUCAUGGUUUCGGCGUAAGGAGACAACGGACUUCGAGAAAAAACAAAAAGCUAGUAAGGAUGGUUUAUGUAUGCUCAAAAGAGGGGCUUAGACAGGAACCUAAGGUCAGGAAAUCAUAUUCGCGACCAACCACAAGGUGUGGUUGUAAAGCUCGCAUGUCUUGCUACCUUCAGAGUAACGGAAGAUAUAAGAUUAUGACUUUUGAGCCGAAUCAUAACCAUGAUUUAGUGAGGACACCUAUGAAGCAUUUGAUGAAGAGUAACCGAGCAAUCUCUAUCUCUCAAAAACAACAUGCCGAUGAUGCCGAUAUGUCAGGAAUUUCAGCAAAAGCAACAAUUGAAAUGAUGAGCAGAGAAGUUGGGGGGCAAGCAAAUCUGGGUUUUAUAGAUAAAGACAUGCGCAAUUACAUAUACCGUAAGCGAAUGGCAGCAAUGGAAAAGGGAGAUGCUGGAGCGGUUUUGGAGUACUUUCAGAAAAAGAAAGAGGAUGAUUCAUCUUUCUUUUACUCAAUGCAACUUGAUGAGGACGAUAUGAUCACUAAUAUUUUUUGGGCAGAUGAUCGGUCAAUUAGUGAUUACAAUCUUUUUGGAGAUGUCGUUUGCUUUGAUACAACUUACAAGACCAACGAAUAUGAUAGACCGUUUGCUCCAUUUGUCGGGGUCAAUCAUCAUAAGCAAACUAUUGUGUUUGGUGCUGCUCUCUUAUAUGAUGAAACGACCGAAUCUUUUGAGUGGCUUUUUCAGACUUUUCUUGGAGCAAUGUCUGGAAAACAGCCGCAAACAAUUCUUACUGACCAAUGUGCAGCAAUGGCAAAUGCAAUAGGAAAAGUCUUCCCUGAAACAAAACAUAGGUUAUGUGUUUGGCAUAAUUACCAAAAUGCUAUAAAGAGGUUGAGUUGUGUAUUUCAUGGACCAAACCAUUUUGCCACAGACUUUGGAAAAUGUGUAUAUGACCAUGAGAAUGAAGUAGAGUGGUUAUCGGCAUGGAGUAAAAUGCUCGAGAAGCAUGGAUUAACAGAUAAUAAAUGGCUGAAUGAUUUGUUUGAGUUGAGAGAAAAAUGGGCAAGGAUAUAUGGUCGUCAAACUUUUACAGCCGAUAUGAUGAGCACACAACGUAGUGAAAACUUUGGAAAAUGUGUAUAUGACCAUGAGAAUGAAGUAGAAUGGUUAUCGGCAUGGAGUGAAAUGCUCGAAAAGCAUGGAUUGACAGAGAAUAAAUGGCUGAAGGAUUUGUUUGAGUUGAGAGAAAAAUGGGCAAGGAGCGGUUAUAACAUGUUGCGCUUCUUUAAACACUAUGAGAGAGUGUUGGAUGAUCGACGCUUUAAAGAAUUAACUGCUGACUUCAGUAUGAUGCAUACCUCGCCGGUAUUAUCAGCUCCUGUAGAAAUGUUGCAACAUGCAUUGGAUGUGUAUACACCAGAAGUCUUUACCUUGUUCCAGAAGGAAUACAUAGCUAUAGGUGAUUAUGUUGCCAAAAGGUUUAAUAAGUCUGAGAUG
Brassica oleracea var. oleracea is the source of this 1824-nucleotide messenger RNA. RefSeq names its product protein FAR1-RELATED SEQUENCE 5-like. The annotation marks the transcript as partial. NCBI's taxonomy places the organism in Eukaryota, Viridiplantae, Streptophyta, Magnoliopsida, Brassicales, Brassicaceae. The record is from RefSeq and is a predicted model, not a curated record. The transcript has 3 exons. Gene Ontology annotation, biological process: regulation of DNA-templated transcription.